This is a messenger RNA of Daldinia loculata, 1185 nucleotides long. RefSeq lists its product as uncharacterized. The record is from RefSeq and is a predicted model, not a curated record. Lineage: Eukaryota; Fungi; Ascomycota; Sordariomycetes; Xylariales; Hypoxylaceae. Bases 1 to 1185 code for a protein of 394 amino acids. The transcript is spliced from 2 exons.
AUGGCACGACAAGUUGCAGAAAGCGGUAUUAAAAGCAUGCCUACCGAGAUUGUCGUCGAGAUAUUCACUUCCAUGGAGAGUGCCAGAGAAGUUCGUUCACUGUUUCUCGCAUCAAAGAGAUUCUACAAGGUUUACGUCGAAAGUUCCAAUCACAUCGCCAAGGCCCUCAUCCUUCGCCGGCUUGACCCGAAUGACUACAAGUUGGCUGUUAUGGCUAUUGAGUCCCGCAAAGUCAAUCCCCUAGAUAAAUCUGAGUUGAAGCAGUUCUUCAAUGACUACGUCCACCAUCGUGAAUGGGAUAUCAAGCUAUUUCGGAUGUACACUGCCUUUCAUCUCCCCGAGCUCCAGGAUGCAGCCGAGCACAUACUAGAAAGCGAGUAUGGACUUAGGAUACCAGAGCUUCAUGAUAUUAUUCCAGAGACGGCCACAGAGCAUGCCCGAAAGAUUCGAGCUCUUUAUUUGCGCGAAAUACUUCUUAAUCUAUUUCAUCAGAUGCCUAAUCGAUACAAAUAUACACUUACACCCUUUUUGGAAAGCCCUCCAUACCCAGAAUGGGUGAUCGAUUUCCGGGCCAACUUCUGUUAUGGAGAGCUUAUCCAGGUGGAGGCCAUUAGUAAUUGGCCGUAUAGGUUCUUGGUUGCACUGGACAAGAAUCAUAUCACUCUACCGAAAGCUCAACAUGGUCCGGGUUGCAAAUGCUUCAGCAAUAAUGGGAUUCUAAACGGGCAACGGGUAGUUCACAUGGGACAGCAAGAUCCGUAUAAAUGGAUGAAGCUGGAAUCCUUCGCAAAAGUUGUCGGCAUACAAAAACUCUAUCGUUGGUGUUGCCCAACCAGGACCGAUAUUGUUCCAAUGCGUGCAGAGUGGUCGAAUUUCUCCUACAACUCAUACCCUAUUAUCUCAAACCCGGGGCAUUUGCGCAUGUAUCGAGAGGCUAUGUACAGAACGGAGCUACUCAACCACCCACGCUUCCAUAACGAUCCAGAGUCGCCAAUAGACAAGAUCUGGAACAAGUCACACGGCCCGUGGUACGCAACCGAUGGUAUAAUUUGGCCCCAUAAAGAUCCCACGGACAAACUUCUUCGCAUCCGAGUUCUCAGCGACUACUCUUCCCUUGAGGCAUUGAGACGACUGGUACAUACAAACGAUCCUCGUAUCAAGUCGUGGGGCCUGAGAGCGAUCUAG